AUGGCAGACUUAUCUAGCAAAGCACCUCGGAAUGAUGAGUUUACGGUGGGAUGGAUCUGUGCCCUCGCCAUCGAGUUAGCAGCCUCGGAGGGGAUGUUGGAUGAGAUUUAUCCGGCGCGGAAUCAACCCGAGGGCGAUGACAACGUGUAUACGCUCGGUCGAAUUGGUCAACACAACAUCGUGAUCGCGUGUCUCCCGGCUGGCAGUACCGGCAUUACCCCAGCAGCCAAGGGAGCAGCAGACAUGCUCCGAAGUUUCCCUAGCAUUCGUUUUGGGCUGAUGGUGGGGAUAGGCGGCGGAGCACCUUCCAGCCCCAGCAAGUCUCCUGAUGAAGAAGAUAUUCGGCUUGGUGAUGUGGUAGUCAGUGUUCCUGAUGGAGAGCUGGGUGGGGUUAUAAAAUAUGACCGUGGGAAGAUGGUGGCCGGCGGCCAGUUUGAACACACAGGAAUGCUCAAUAUGCCACCAGCUCAACUGCGAAACGGAGUAAAUAAAUUACGGGCGACUUAUGAGGUUCAACGGAAUGGAUUGUCGCGGCAUGUUACGGAUAUGAUCGAGAAAACACUAGCAUUAAGAGAGGGGAGCAACCCACGGUUUGGAGACCUAUACAGUCAUCAAGGGUGGGAGUAUGACCAGCUUUUUGAGGUAUCUUAUGAGCAUCAAGAGUCUGCUGUGCAGUCGAGCCUUCUUUCCUCUAAUUCCAGAAGUCAUAUUGUCAUCGCUGUCCUAGGUAUCAGUCUGUUCGCUUCUUGGGGCGCGAUUGCAUUCAACUCCAGCAGUGGUAUGUUGGCUUCUGCUUCGCUCUUUUCUGCCGCCGUCGCUCUGUUGGUGUUCUUAGUUGGGGCAGCAGCCGCAUUAAUGAGCGAUGGUCACACCGUCCGUAAAUCGGGAUCAAGUCAUCAUAAGCAACAACCAUGCCCAUACUGUGACACCUCCCGUUUGGUGCGUCGACGCCCUCGGACGACUACGGAUCCUGUCAUUCACCAUGGUACCAUUGCCUCCGCAGAUAUGGUGAUGAGGCACGCCGCCACGCGAGAGAGACUUCGCAGACAAUAUCGCAUACUGUGCUUCGAGAUGGAGGCUGCAGGGUUGAUGAAUGAUUUUCCUUGCCUGGUUAUUCGAGGCAUUUGUGAUUAUUCCGACACCCAUAAACAUAAGAUCUGGCAACGGUAUGCGGCUGCGACAGCCGCGGCUUAUGCCAAGGACCUCCUGAGUGUCAUUCCACCAGCUGAGGUGAUGAAGAUGGAAGUCGCUGCGGAGCUUGUUGAAACGGUCCGAAAGGAGAUAUCGGAAGUCAAGUUCAAGCUCAAUCCUCUACUUGACGAACAAGAGAGAAAGAUGCGCCAUAGAAUUCUGUCGUGGCUUGCUCCCUCUGCUCAGCAAGCUGAGCAAGUAGAUGCUUUCAGUAAGCACCGGCCGGGCACUGGUCAAUGGUUUCUGCAUUCCGAACAGUUUAGCCUCUGGCUAGAUGGGAAACAACAAACAUUGUUCUGCCCCGGGAUUCCUGGUGCCGGAAAGACAAUAUUGGCUUCCAUCGUCAUUGAUCAUCUGCAGCGAGAGAUAAGCAGAGAGACCCCGGUGGCUUACCUGUACUGCAGCUAUGAUCAAAGGCAGAUCCAAACUGCCUCCAAUCGACUUAGUAUCGUUCUGCGGCAGAUUUUGGAGCAGCUAUCCGGCCCAGUUCCCGCAUCGGUUCGUUCUCUCUAUGAACAACACGAAGCCAGGAGUUCCAAGCCGACAAUGAAAGAUUUAUCGAACACUCUUCUGGGAGUCGUCAUGGAACUUGAUCGAGCGUUCCUUGUCGUCGACGCCCUGGAUGAGUGCUCGGAGGAGACGUGCAGGGAACUGCUCGACCAAGUCCGGAGUUUACAAUCGAGUGGUAAACUCAGCUUCAUGGUAACAUCUCGGCCUUCCCUAGAGUACGCAUUCGAUGGUGCCAUACGGCUGGAUAUUAGGGCACAAGGGGCAGAUAUCGAAUGUUACCUGGACAGUCGUUGGAGUGAGCUAUCGCGUUCUGUUCAACAGGACGAGAUAUUGAAACUGAAGAUCACGCAACAGAUAAUCAAUUUGGUGGAUGGGAUGUUCUUGCUCGCGACCCUCCAUUUUGACUCCUUGAAAGAUAAAAGAACGAAAAAUGAGUUCCACCGUGCACUGGAUGCGCUCCCUCACGGCUCAGGAGCACUAAAAGAGGCAUAUGACAAUGCGAUGGAAAGAAUCAAUCGACAGAGAGUAAAUAACCGCGAAUGGGCUCAGCGUAUCAUCUCAUGGGUUAUACAUGCAGUGCGACCUUUGCGUCGGGAUGAGCUUCGACAUGCUCUCGCCAUAGAGAAGGGUGACCGUCGACUGGAAGAGGACAACUUCCCUGAUCUGGACGAAUUGAUUUCUCUCUGCGCAGGCCUAGUCAUCCAUAAUCAAGAAGCUGAUACGGUGCAGCUGGUGCACUAUACGACCUAUGAUUAUCUCACUGAUAUUGCCUGGGCCCUUGCGGCCAGAGACGCUAUAGCGACAAGCUGCGUUACGUAUCUCCUGUUCGAGACGUUCGGCACCGGCUCCUGUGCAUCCCGGGAGGAGUUGCAACGACGGCUAGAAAACAACUCGCUCUAUACCUAUGCCUCGGUCAACUGGGCACACCACGUCCGCACCUCUUCCUUGGAAGAAAAUGAUCUGGUCUUCGAAUUCCUUGGAAAUGAAGACUAUGUUUCCGCAAGCGGACAAGCGCUCAUGUAUACUCUGCUCCAUGGGUAUGAUGUCGGUCAACUACCACGUAAAUUGACAGGAAUGCACCUAGCAGCAUAUUUUGGCCUGGAAAGGGCUAUGCUGGUGUUGUUAGCAAAGCGCGUCUACGACACAAAUCCAAUCGAUAUUUAUGGCCAGACGCCUCUGCUCUGGGCUGUCCAGGGUGGACAACAGGCUGCGGUCGAGCUGCUUCUCAAGCAGGGCGCAGAUCUGAACCUGCUCACGGGAGCUACAGGAAAUAAUCUUACUCCCGUGUGGCUGAUAAACGGUUAUAUAACCACUGGUUUCAACAUGCCACUUGCGGUGGCUGUACAAAUGAAAAACUCAGCCCUAGUCGAGUUACUGCUGAACAACCAAGCGGAUCCAAAUCUUGACCCUGGUGGGAGUGCUACACCACUUUGGUGGGCUGCACGAGAAGGCUAUCUGGAGAUUACCAAUACCUUACUCCGGCACGGUGCUGAUCCAAACCUUGCGCCACCAGGUGGAGGCUCGCCUCUGUGGUGGGCCGUGAGUGAUGGGAACAUAGACAUUGCAAGGCUAUUGCUCGAACAUAAAGCAGAUCCAAACCCUGCUCCACCAGGCGGAGGCUCGCCUCUGUGGGUGGCCGUGAGGGAUGGAAAUAGAGACAUUGCAAGGCUGUUGCUCGAACAUAGAGCAGAUCCAAACCUUGCUCCACCAGAUGGAGGCUCGCCUCUGUGGUUGGCGGUGAGGGAGGAAAAUAUAGACAUUGCAAGGCUAUUGCUCGCACAUAAAGCAGAUCCAAAUUCUGCUCCACCAGAUGGAGGCUCGCCACUUUUCUGUGCUGCGCGGGAUCAGAACUCGGAACUUGUUAGACUGCUGCUCGAGCAUAAGGCCAGUCCUUUCUUCGAUCCCAUGACCUUCCACACACCAUCCUUUCUCAGUCGUAUGGGGGUAGGAAUAAUACACAAUUUGGAUGAUGAGGGUGGCGAAAGUGCAGAAGGUCAAUGUUGAUGUGGUUAGCAUCAUAACACCCUUCUCCAUACAUGCACAUAUCAAUGACAUUGGGAACGUGCAAAUGGUACCGUUCGAGCUUCCUACUUUGGAUAGGGCAUAUGCGUGUGUAUUGAUGGUUAGGGGAACACAUUGAUUAGAGAGCCAAUCGCAUCGCCAUUCAACCAAAUUGGGAGAUUGUCCGGCGACAUUGCAUUCUCAAAUUUUAGCUUGCUCACUCUGACACUCUGGCAGCAAGGCAAAAGCCACCAUUUCAGUCCAGUGAUUUACAGUAUCUUGGCCACUACAGGUGUUUCUUACCUCUCGAC
Molecule: messenger RNA, 4013 nt
Organism: Aspergillus welwitschiae
Lineage: Eukaryota; Fungi; Ascomycota; Eurotiomycetes; Eurotiales; Aspergillaceae
Exons: 6
Coding region: 1-3705 (1234 amino acids)
Biological process (GO): nucleoside metabolic process
Molecular function (GO): ATP hydrolysis activity; protein binding
Source: RefSeq, a predicted model, not a curated record